AUGGCUGCUCGUAUUCGUCAUGUUUUAUCCUCAGAAUUGCUUGGUUCGAGCCCGGCUCCACUUAUGAUGGACGUCUUAGUGUUUGGCAUCCGUUUACUGCCGACUCAACCUUUCCAUAGUUCCAGUCCCGGCCGACCGUUUUCACUUCAUCUGGCUAAUUUUCUAAAUUAUAAUUUUAACAUCGGAUCAUACCCUCGACCUCUUUUUGUCGGCUCCGGUUUCCUUGGCUUCGUCAAUCGCCAAUCGCAUCAUGCUCUCCCCAAGAUCCGGCCACUUCCAUUGUUCAUUCCAUGCGUUUACGGUGGCUUGGAUAAUCAAAGUCGGGAUCGGCUAGUUCCUGGGCGCGGCCUAUAUGCCGUGUUCAGACCUACGGGGGCGUUCCUGGAUUCGUCUGCAAAUUAUGCGUUAAUGCUUAACGUAAAGCAACAUGAAAUCGCGGAACGACCAUUGGCCAAGCACGAUCCCUCUUUCCGCUCGGCACUACCGGUCAACAUGCCCACUAGUUCUGCAGCGGCCCGGGUACUUGCAUUCCCUUGA
This is a messenger RNA of Protopolystoma xenopodis, 537 nucleotides long. The record is from the annotation of a GenBank genome assembly. Lineage: Eukaryota; Metazoa; Platyhelminthes; Monogenea; Polystomatidea; Polystomatidae.